This is a messenger RNA of Schistocerca americana (American grasshopper), 2614 nucleotides long. RefSeq lists its product as uncharacterized. Gene Ontology annotation, molecular function: 8-oxo-dGDP phosphatase activity. Lineage: Eukaryota; Metazoa; Arthropoda; Insecta; Orthoptera; Acrididae. The transcript is spliced from 9 exons. The coding region runs from base 291 to 1268 and encodes 325 amino acids. The record is from RefSeq and is a predicted model, not a curated record.
AGAUUACGUAAAAUCACACUAGCUACUCAAUAUCGGGCCAACUUUACCCACGCUCUUUUGCCAUUUAUAAAAUUAUUCCUGUCCGUUUUUUAUUUCUUUUUUAACUCUACUACAUGUAAACGCCGGUUGGCAAUAUGAAAGACAUUUAGUGAACUAAAUCACUUAAACUGCGGUUAUAGUAUGUCAUCAGCAAAACACACAUGUCCAUAAAAGUUUAGGCAGCGCACACCAACAGUGCUAAAUCAAAGGGUAUCACCACAUCCCUUUCCGCAGUUGAUAUUUGGCAACUGAUGAGAGAUGGUAUGGCCGUGAGUGACGUACAGAUGUCUCGUCUGCUGAAACUUGCGCACAAAUUUAAUUGCUUUUAUUUAACAGGUUUGCAUAAAGGAGACUGUCGUCCCUUUAUUGUUGAGGGACAUCAGGUGGGUCUGGUCAGGCCUGAUGUUAUGCAGCAUCUUCAUCACUAUCCUGAUGUAUUUCAUAUUCAGCCCGAUGCCGUCGAACUGAAUCCUGCCUUCAGAGAUUAUGGGGAACGGAGUGACAGAGUGGAAGCAGUACUGAAAGACUGUCGUGCAAACAAUAUAUUUAUCGCACUUAAAGGUUGGCGUGAAGAGUGUUAUGAAGUUUGUGCUGCAUAUGCAUCCAAAGCGCUUCUUAAGAUGGACCGUUCAGCCACUUGUUUAUUUGGAAUUCGUAACUAUGGUGUUGACAUUAAUGGGUAUGUGAGGCAUCCAGAGAAGGGACUGUGCCUUUGGUUGCAGCAGCGCUCAGCAACAAAGCAAACAUGGCCUGGAAAGUGGGAUAAUAUGGUAGGUGGUGGCCUUUCUGUGGGUUAUACUAUAAUGGAAACUGCCAUAAAGGAAGCAGCAGAAGAAGCUUCAAUACCCCUGGAACUGAUGAAGAAUCUGAGGCCUGCUGGAUCUGUUUCGUUUUUCUUUGAAAGUGAAAGAGGGCUUUUUCCAAACACAGAAUUUGUCUUUGACCUGGAAUUGCCUUUGGAUUUCAUUCCUUUCAAUAGUGAUGGUGAAGUGCAAUGCUUUCAGCUACUCCCUGCAAUGGAUGUCCUUGAAAAAGUUUUCUCUCCAGACUUCAAAACAACAAGUUGCCCAGUAAUAGUUGAUUUUCUUAUUCGACAUGGCCUGGUUUCAAUUGAAAAUGAGCCAAACUUGCCUCAAGUUGUGGAACUGCUUCAUGUGCCACUUCAGACCAUCUACAGAUCAUGCCAGUACCAGCCUCCAGCUACAAAUGGUCAAGACAUUUCUGCAUAGCCUCCAGCUGUAGCAUAUGUAUUUCUUCUUCUACUUGUAUAAAAACUGGAGAUGUUAGAUGAAAGAGAAGUAGUAUUUUGCAAAAUAAAAUCACUUAACGAGUUUUACAAAUAUCUUGCUUAUGUUAUUAAUCUGUAUGAUUUUGUACAUCAUAAUAGGAAAUGUAUUUUAUGUACAAAACCAAUUAUCAGUAUUAGGGAUGUUUUAGAACAUUGGGAGACUUUAUUUUUCUGGUGUUCAUUGUUCAGAAUUAUCAUUGUUCAUAUGAUUAUAAUCUUUACAUUUAUUGCAUGAUGUGGAAAAUAUGGAUAGCAUCUUUUGUACAGAAGCUAUUUAACUAAAAGAACAAGAGGAGCAAGUGCAGGAAAAGAUUAGUGCAAAUAACUGAUUGUGAGAUGUAGCACGUAUGUGACACAAAAGUGUCUCACAACACGUAACAGCCUUAAAAGUUAAUCAACUUCAUUUCAUGGGUAAGAUUAGAGAAAAGUAGUUAACCUAGUGUCCAAGAAAUUAUUAAGUUAUGUGGCAUUAAUAACAUCUGAUGUGAAGCUCAAAAUUUGAUACCUUGAAUGACCAAGCUUGUUUUAUUUUUGAGAUUAAGAGAUGUUGUUUUUUAUGGUGCACAAAUAGUAUAGAACUAAAUAUAAAAAACCUUCAUAGUUUUUCACAUUUCAUGUGAUGGUAAACAAGAUAAUAAUGUAAUGUGAACUUCUAUUAGUAUAUGGAGUUUAAUGCAAAAGGAUGGAAGAUCAGGGACAAAAUCUCUAUCAUCUAGGUGAUAGAAUGCAUAUUGGCCUUUCCGUUCUAUGUUUGUAUGGUGAAGGAGAAAGGUGUUUAUUUUUGUGUAUGUGGUUUUAGAUGAAUUCCUCAUUGGACCAUAAAAAUAGCUGUUCUCAAUAAUUUUAUGUACAAUUAUGAAACUGUAGUCACAUGUCUGAUAAAUCAGUAUUAAUGGCCACAUAAACAGAGGGGACAAUAAUAUUAAUUUUAGUUUAUGUGCAAAGUAUUAUGAUGUUUUGUUGUUAUUGUAAGUUAUGAGUAGGAUUAAGUCAGAAAGUUAUAUCAACAAAGCGUACAGUCACUGUCCAAUAUAAUACUUUCAUUAAAUGUCUCCUCUGCUGUUAUUGUACAGUGUUUUGUAGGCCUAAAAAGUACUGGCGGUGCUCUUACUUGAUGUUUAAAACUGAUGAGUUCUUCAUGUGAAGAUGAUAUAAAACUUGUAUUCUUGUUCAUGUGUCUGCCAUUUUACGCAUCCCCAUGAUGGUUCUCAUAUGUUCGUGACAGUUUCUACUUUCAGUCAAAAAAUCAUAAAGUCAGUUUUAAUAAAUCUCCAAGACCAACAUGAA